This is a messenger RNA of Lotus japonicus, 1148 nucleotides long. RefSeq lists its product as uncharacterized. Lineage: Eukaryota; Viridiplantae; Streptophyta; Magnoliopsida; Fabales; Fabaceae. The record is from RefSeq and is a predicted model, not a curated record. The coding region runs from base 95 to 679 and encodes 194 amino acids. The transcript has a single exon.
AGAAGCACUCUUAAUUAGUCUUCCUAUAUUGUUUUUUUUUCUUCUUCUCAAAGUCCAUUUACACAAGAAUCAAGUUCCAAUUUUACUCUUGAUUAUGGCACCCCAUGGUGAAUCUUAUCCUUUGCCUUUGCCUAGUUCUUUCUCAAAACCCAACAACAACAUGGUGUCAAAGCCACCAAGGGUGUCAUCAAAUCACAUUCAAAGAACAAUCUCAGACCUCACAUUUGAGCUAUCAAAAGAAGGGAUUGAUCAUUUGACACUUCCACCAGUGGCUGAGGUUGAGGAAAUUGCAAAGUGUGAGUGUUGUGGGAUGUCAGAGGAGUGCACCCCUGAAUACAUUGAAAAGGUAAGAAGCAAAUUCUUGGGGAAAUGGGUGUGUGGGUUGUGUUCUGAGGCAGUGAAGGAGGAGUUGGUGAAGAAUGGAGGGAAAAAGGAAGAGGCUUUGAGUGCACACAUGAGUGCAUGUGUCAGGUUCAACAAGUAUGGGAGGAGUUUCCCUGUUCUGUUCCAAGCAGAGGCCAUGAAAGAGAUGCUGAAAAAGAGCAAAAUGGAAGGGAGAAGGGCCAAGUCUUUCAAUCCUAGGGAGAAUGAUAAAAAGAAAGGUGGGAUUGCAAGAAGUUCAAGUUGCAUUCCAGCUAUUACAAGAGAGAUCAAUGAUCUCACAAAAUCAGGGUUGUAACUUCCAGUCCGCAACAACAUCAUGACCGCAAUUGUGGGCAGUUUCAACUCGCAUUUGUCUGCAAUUCCGUGAACGCAACCAAUUCCGUGAACGCAACCGUAAUUCAAAACACUCAAAAAAAUAGCUAAUUAUUAAUCUUAAGUUUUUAUCAUCAUAACUAGUUCAAGCUUUUUAUUCUCAAUUCCUAUGUGAAGGGGGAACAUGGUUUUUUUUUAUCAUUAUUUACCUGUUCCCCCUUUUUUUGUUGCUUUUUUCUACUGACUAGUAACCACUCCAGGUUUCUAAAUGUUUCUGAGACCCUCUUUGGGGGAGAAACCCAAAGGUGCCUUGUGAGUCAGGUUUUUUCAGGUCUCUCUCCCCAUCAUAGUCCUGUCUGUUUGCCUUUCUUUCUCUGGAGGGUUAUUAAUUAUUUGUCUGUAGUAACUGGCUUGUUCUUUGUUUUGUUCAAUGAUAUGUAAUGUAACAGAUA